Messenger RNA from Didymodactylos carnosus, 2820 nucleotides. Lineage: Eukaryota; Metazoa; Rotifera; Eurotatoria; Philodinida; Philodinidae. The record is from the annotation of a GenBank genome assembly.
CCAGAAGACUGGAUCUUUGAAGAGCAUUGGGCAACCCCCAUGGUCAUAUUCGGAAUCAGCAUGGUCGAUAACCUAUAACCCACUAGAUUUCCAUCAAAAAGCGAAAUAUCACCUCGCGAGGUUUCCUUGUGAGAUUCAAAGUAAGAAAAAACUGAGAAUUUUUUUAUAGGAAAAGAACAAUUAGAUGAUAAGUUACACUUAAACCGUGAAAGAUAUGGAAUUAGCGAACUUCAUACGGUGAGUGAAUGAAUGCUGAAGAUUUGUAAUUAACUUGAAUACUUUUAGAAUAUUGUCGAUCAGAACGGUGUUAAAUCCUAUGUAGUGAUACAGCCAGAAGACAGACGAUGUGAUUUAGAACCAAAUCAUACACAUUUUCUUUUAUUUGAUGAUGGCGAUGUUAAAGCUGAUAACGUGUUAAAUCAACGUGGUGAAAUCGAAAAAUAUUCAAGACGAAUUGAAAUUGAUAAUGAGAAAACAAAAGAUAUUGAACAAUCGAUAAAAGAAUAUGGUAGGGUGCCUAUUGUGAUGGUAUUAGUAGAAGGAGGACCAUCUUCAAUCAAAACUAUAUGCAAAGCACUCGAAAGUGGUACACCGUUAGUUGUCAUUAAAGAAUCUGGUAGAGCAGCUGAUUUAAUAGCCGAUAUACUUGCAAUUUUAUUAACGGAUAAUAAUGUUGAAAACGAACGUCCAAAAACAGCUGCUAAAACAAACAAUAAAAGUGAUGAAAUUAGUCAAUUAGUCGAUAACGCUGAUUGGCUCAAAGAAGCUGAAGAAGUUAAAGAAGAAUUGUGUAAAACUUUACGUGAAAGAAAAAUGUUAGUCACAAUUUUUAAAUUCGAUAGUGUAAAACACCAUGGAAAUCUUGAGGAUGCUAUAUUAGAAGCUUUAUUCAACGCUGCCAAAUUUGCUGAAGUCGAUGAUGAACAACAUCUGCGAUUGGCUAAAUUAAAACUAACCAUGGAAGAAGAUUUACAUACUGCGCUGAUGGAUGCUUUAAGGCGUGGACUAGUUAAUUUUGUGGAAUUACUAUGUGAAUUUGGUGCAUCGUUAGAAAAAAUAACAGAAAAAAAUUUAGGCCAAUUAUACGCAUUCGGAAUUACUCAGUAUAAUGAUCAUUUGCCGUUGAAAGAUGAGCAAGGAAAAAUAAAAAAUUCUUAUUAUAAUCAAUAUUUAAGAAAUUUCAUUCAGGGGACUAACACAGAGACAAUGCUUGGUAAAAAUGCGCCAAGAGAUUUGUUCUUAUGGGCGAUAUUUCUCAAUCGUCUCGAAUUAGCAAAAUAUUUAUGCUCAAAAACAUGGAAUCAAUCUGUUGCUCCAUUAUUUGGUGCCAAAAUUUAUCGUUUGGCAGUAAAAUCAACAUUAGAUCCAGAUAAACAAGAGAAAUAUGAAAAUUAUGCCAUGCAGUUUGAUACAUAUGCAAAUGCUUUAAUUGAUACGUGUUUUGAUAAUGAUGAAAACUUUGCUGUCGAUAUUCUCAAGCGACCAGCACAAGCAUUAUUCAAUGUUGAUGUAUUAAAAUUAGCACUAGACGCUGAUUGUCGAUCGUUUCUAGCAUCGAGAACAGUACAAAAAUAUUUAGAUAAUAAAUGGUAUGGUAAUAUUAAUUAUAAACGACCAUGGAUCAAUUUUAAGAUAUUUUUCGUUGUAUUUUUAAUAUUAUUCAGUUUUGUAUUACUUGUUGAUUAUUUUCCACUUAAUAUUUAUAAUGAAAAACGUUCGGGGAUAAAAAAUCUUCAAAUACCAAUAACAGAAAUGUUUUUACAUAUUUGUAUUUGGAGUUUGAUAUUGGAAGAAAUACGACAGUUUGUACUUACGGACAACUAUUCAGAUUAUUUUGAAGAACUUUGGAAUAUUUUUGAUUUAACUGCUUUCGCACUUUAUCUUAUUGGUUUUAUUACGCGUUUUAUUGUUAACGAAACUCUCUUUGCAAUUUCAAAAAUAUUUUUAUGUCUUGAUUUAAUCGUAUGGUUUGUUCGUACAUUGCAUUUAUUUGCUGCCUACGAAAAACUUGGACCAAAACUCAUUAUGAUAUAUAAUACGAUGAAAGAUCUAUUGUUCUUUGUUUGUUUUAUUCUCAUAUUUUUAUUUGCUUUUUCCAUUACAUCAUGGUCAUUAAUAACAACUACCGUCCAAGUAAAUUGGAUCUAUACCGACGAUGGAAAAUUAUUUAAUGCAACUGUUCUCAAUGCCGGAAGUGGAUUGUGGACAUGGAGAUAUUUAAGAGAUGUAACAAACCAUGGAAUAUGGAAAGUAUUUGGUCAAGUAGACCCUUUCGAUGGAAAUGAUCCUUACAAUGACGUUGCAUGGGUAUUAGCAAUUAUCUUCGUUACCGUUUCAAAUGUAUUAUUAUUAAACGUUUUAGUAGCGUUAUUUAAUGUAACUAUUCAAAAAGUUCAAGGAAAAUCCCAUAGUUUAUGGCGAUAUCAACGAUUUUUGAUUGUCAAUGAGUAUUCAAAAAAAACACCAUUGCCACCACCGUUCAAUACUUUUUAUUAUGUUUUUACGAUAAUUCGAUGGUUGUUCAGACAAAUUCAUUUGUGUCGUCGACAUGUAACGGCAUCCAUUGAUAAUAUCCCAUUAAAAAUCAGAACUCAAACUUUAGUCAACGAACCAAAAAUAACUGAUUUUAUGCAACGAGAAAGUGCAAUUGCCGAAGAUUAUUGGAGAUAUACAUUACGACAUGAAGAGAAAAGUCGAACAGAAAUAACAUUAGAAAGUUUAGAGCAAAAAUUAGAAGAACUUAAAACUCGAGUACAACAAAUAGGAAACGUAAGCCACAGUAAUUCUAUUACUUAUAGUGUUGAUUACUUUUAUAUAUGA